AUGUCCAGGAAAAUGACUAUCAGUAGCACAACGUUCCCGCAUAAGGACAUUCACAAAUACACCUGGAAAUCGCCUGAUGGGCGUACAGUGAAUCAAAUAGGCCAUGUACUUAUAGAUACAAGAUUCAGAUCCAGUAUAGCGGAUGUGAGGAGCUACCGAGGGGCAGACUGCGACACGGACCACUUUAUAGUCGUCUCCAGGUUUAGACUCAAACUAAAGAAGAAUUACUCGACUGGGAAGACGGCAGCCAAAUUCAACUUAGAAAACUUAAAAAUCGAUGAAGGAAGGGAAAAAUACAUACAAGCAGUUGGAAAAGAGUUAUUAGAGAGACGACAACAUGAGGCCACGGAUAACUGGAUUAUGGUACAAGAAGCCAUAAAAAUAGCCACCAAGAACACGAUUGGAGAGACAAAAAAUCAAAGAAAACCAUGGUAUAAUAAUACAUGUAGGAACGCAGUAAAAAAACGAAACGAAGCAAGAUUAAAAUACCUCAGUCUCCAAACGCAAGAGGCAAAAGAAACCUUUGAACAUGAGCGAAGAAAGUGCAAAGGCAUUAUACAAAAAGAAAAAAGAACUUAUAUGAACGAUGUGUUACGUAGUACUGAACAAGAUUACUCACAAGGAAAAAUUAGACAAUUUUUCCAGAAGAUCAAAAGAUAUAAGAUAUUUAACCCAAGCUUGAAAGCUAUUAGAGAUAAGGAUAAUAAAACAAUCUUAAUGGAUCCCCAAGAGAAAACAACUAGAUGGCGCUAA
Macrosiphum euphorbiae (potato aphid) is the source of this 753-nucleotide messenger RNA. The record is from the annotation of a GenBank genome assembly. Lineage: Eukaryota; Metazoa; Arthropoda; Insecta; Hemiptera; Aphididae.